GAGGGGAAGGGGGAAGAGAAGGGAUGAGAAGGGGUUGUCAAACUACCCAAGGGGUUGGGUUGACUUAACAUCACAUCAAUAUGGUGAACUUUAAUUGAAUAACUUCUUGUCUACCUGUUUUCCCCAUCCGUGCUACUAAGUAUCUCGUGAUAUUUUGCUUUCCCCAAAAUUCAACAUGAUUCACAGCCUCUUCAUCAUUAACUCCUCCGGAGAUGUUUUUAUGGAGAAGCACUGGAAAAGUGUUAUAUCACGAUCAGUGUGCGAUUACUUCUUUGACCAACAACGUAAAGUCUCCUCUCCAGAAGAUGUUCCUCCGGUCAUUGCAACUCCUCAUCAUUAUCUCAUUAGCGUUUAUCGGUGUUCAAUGUUUUUUGUGGCUGUUUGCAUGACUGAGGUUCCUCCAUUAUUCGUGAUUGAAUUCCUGCACACAGUUGUGUCUACUCUAGAAGAUUAUUUCAGUGAAUGCUCUGAAAGUCUCAUAAAGGAGAACUAUGUGGUUGUAUAUGAGCUUCUUGAUGAGAUGCUUGACAAUGGAUUCCCUCUUGCCACUGAGUCAAACAUAUUGAAGGAGCUAAUCAAGCCACCAAAUAUACUGCGCACUCUUGCAAACACAGUCACAGGAAAAUCCAAUGUCAGUUCUAUCCUGCCUAGUGGUCAGCUAUCAAAUAUACCAUGGAGAAGAACUGGAGUGAAGUACACAAACAAUGAAGCAUAUUUCGACAUAGUUGAAGAGGUUGAUGCAAUUAUUGACAAGUCUGGAUCAACUGUCUUUGCAGAAAUUCAGGGAUAUAUUGAUUGCUGCAUCAAACUAAGUGGUAUGCCGGAUCUCACAUUAUCUUUCAUGAAUGCUGCUUUAUUUGAUGACGUUAGCUUUCAUCCUUGUGUUAGAUUUAAGCGUUGGGAGUCUGAACGUUUGCUCUCAUUUAUACCACCUGAUGGUAAUUUUAGGCUCAUGUCAUACCACAUCGGAUCCCAAAGUGUUGUUGCUAUACCUGUGUAUGUGAGGCACAGCAUAAAUUUCCGAGAAGCUGGCGGAGGACGCUUGGAUAUAACAGUUGGACCCAAGCAGACAGUAGGACGCACGGUUGAAAAUGUUGUAUUGGAAAUUCCCAUGCCAAAAGCAGUGUUGAACUGUAGUUUGACACCAUCUCAGGGAAAAUAUUCUUUUGACCCAGUUAGCCGAACUCUUGUGUGGGAUGUUGGGCGUAUUGAUACUACCAAGCUACCUAAUAUUCGUGGAACAAUCAACCUGCAAUCCGGAGCACCCCCUGUAGAGUCUAAUCCAGCAAUCAAUGUUCACUUCACAAUAAACCAAAUGGCUGUGUCUGGUUUGCGGGUCAAUCGUCUUGAUAUGUAUGGAGAGAAAUACAAACCAUUUAAGGGGGUCAAGUACAUAACAAAAGCUGGUCGCUUCCAAAUCCGAAUGUAAAAUGUGAACACAAACAAGAAAUCUACUGACUUUAUAUGUUUUGUUUUUGUAGUGAAAUUCCAUUUAUCCCAAAUGUUGUUAUACUGACUGUAUGAUUUAUUUUUGGUGUCUCUACUUUCUUUGAGUGUCCAGUUGUGUAUGGAACUUGAAUGAACCCUCCAGCUUGUAUUUUAUUAUUAUUCUUAUUAUAUUUUUAUACUGAGAAAAGA
Frankliniella occidentalis (western flower thrips) is the source of this 1638-nucleotide messenger RNA. RefSeq names its product AP-3 complex subunit mu-1 (gene carmine). Gene Ontology annotation, cellular component: cytoplasmic vesicle; clathrin adaptor complex. Gene Ontology annotation, biological process: intracellular protein transport; endocytosis. Bases 176 to 1429 code for a protein of 417 amino acids. NCBI's taxonomy places the organism in Eukaryota, Metazoa, Arthropoda, Insecta, Thysanoptera, Thripidae. The record is from RefSeq and is a predicted model, not a curated record. The transcript is spliced from 10 exons.